GUAAUGUGUCGUUCAAGCACCUGCGGUUGAACCUUAUUGUAGCUUCAGUCGCCCUCGCGAUCUGCCGUGUUCCCUAACUGCUUCUCCAUUUGAAACAACAGCGUUGGGGAGCUGCUUAUCACUCCUGCAUACCUGGUCGUUUCUGCUUAUCUGGUCGAUAGCGUCACUCCCUUUUUCACAUUCGAGCUGAUUUUCCUUCGUCGCUCUCUCCCAUGUAGACUUUCGCGUAGUAAAGGCUAAUUUGACAGCUAUCGCUGCCUGUCAUUCCCCUUGAUUCGCCGCUGAAACCAUGCCGAGCCGACCAGGAACAUCCACAAUGGGUGUCGGUAGAACCGGUGCAGGUCGAACGGCUGUCGGAAGGACCGGUUUCAGCAGGACGCACGCUCACCGGCGAGCGUGCCAGCUCAGCACGGAGAUCCACACGCUAUUGGCUGUCAUGCGCCAGAGCUCCAAAUGGGCCGUGUCGCCCAUUUUCCUCGACGAAACUUCCGGCGCGGACGCCGAAGAUCCGCUGCUACGCAAUCUUAAAGACCUAAGGCAGAAGAUCGUCACCGAUUGGUCGGACGACGACUGGGAGGCGGCUCGCGUGCCGCCUUCUGCGUACCUGGUGCCGUUCCUCGACGUUGUGCGAUCUGAACGAACUAACACGAUAGUUACCAGCGUCGCAUUGUCGUCAAUCCUGAAGAUUCUCAAUCUGCAGUUCUUCGAUCAGUCGACGCCGGGAGCGGCGGUGGGGAUUCACAUGGUGAUGGAUGCAGUGACGUCAUGUCGGUUCGAGGUCACUGACCUAGCGUCAGAGGAAGCCGUUCUUGUGAAGAUCCUUCAGGUUCUCUUGGAAACGGUUCGCAGCCCAGCAGGCCCGCUGCUGUCUGACCGCCACAUGUGCAGCAUCGUCAACACGUGCUUCCGAGUGCUCCACCAGGCCGCCUCCAAAUCCCACCUCCUGCAGCGCCUCGCCUGCCAAACGCUCCUCGACAUGGUCCGGGAGAUUUUUGGGCGGCUGCCCGAGCUGCCCGCGAGCGAGGAGGAUGGGGAGCUGGGCGAGGGCGAGGCGACGCAGGGGACGAUGGAUAGCACCCCGUUCUCGCCCAGGGUGGAGGCGAGGGAGGGCGGGAUGGAGGAAGGGAAGGACGGGGGGCUGGAGCUGGGGGGUGCAACGGUGGAGGAAGCGGAGGGAGGGGAGGGCAGAGACGCCGUGAACGCCGAACAGGCUGAAGCAGCCCCCACGACAAUAGGAGCAGCAGGAGGGUUAACCACCAUGCCAACCACCGGCAGAGCGAGCAGCAGCAGCACUGGCAGCGAACCACACUCCAUCCCCACUGCCAACGGCCUCCCCCCCACCUCAGCCUCGGCAACCCCCAAACCUUCCCAUCCCACCGACCCUAAUGAACAGCCUCGGGGACAGGGGAACGUCAGCAGAGGCGAGGCCGGCGAGGAGGGGGAGGAGGAAGACGGGGAGCGAGCAGGCAGCAACCCUAACAAUGCCUCUCUGGCGUCCCUGGGUCGGCCCCAUGGGGUGGCAUGUGCAGUGGAGGUCUUCCACUUCCUCUGCUCGCUGCUUGGUCUAGAGGACCACCAGUCGGCUCUCUUCGCCUCGGGCAUGCUAGCAGAUGACGAUGUGUCGCUGCUGGCGCUCAGCCUUAUCUCAGCUGCUCUGGAGCUCGCUGGCCCCUCGGUUGUGAGGCACCCGCGGCUGCUGUCGCUCAUUCAGGACGAGCUCUUCCGCUCGCUGCUGCAGCUGGGGCUCUCCCCCAACCUCCUUGUCCUCUCGCAGGUCCUGGCCAUAGUGCAAACGCUGUUCCACUCCGCUCGCCCCCACCUCAAGCUGCAGCUAGAGGCCUUCUACACCUGCGUCCUCGGCCGUCUUGUCGGCACAGCCGGAAAGUUCACAGCCACGUCCUUCGCCCAGCAGGAAGCUGCCCUGGAAGCCCUCCUAGACUUCUGCCGCCUGCCCGAGUUCGCCGUGGAAACUUUUGCCAACUUUGACGCGGACCUGACGUGUGCGAAUUGCCUGGAGGAGCUCUCGGGGUUGCUGUCCCGGGCAGCUUUCCCAGUGAACACACCGCUCUCGUCGCUCCACGUGCUGGCGAUGCAGGGGCUGCUGGCGGUGGUGCACCAUAUGGCGGAUCGGGCAAAUACCGCCGCUGCUGCUGCUGCUGCUGCUGCUGCUGCUGGCUCUGCUGCUACCGCUGGUGUUGCUGCUAGUGCUGGUGCUGGUGCUGGUGUUGCGGCGCCAAACCCAUUGCUGCUGCCAGGUUCGGCAGUGCCGGCAGCGCCAGAGCUGAAGAUAGCCUCGGAGAACGGAGCCAUGUGGACGCAGGCUCGGGAGAUGGUUGCUGCUGCGUUAGCUGCUGCUGCUAUUGCUGGGGCAGGCGAGGGGGCGACAGGCAUGCUAGUGGACGUGUCAGCAUCUGCAGACGGAUUUCAGCGGCAGAUUCCUUCUCAGCAGCAGCAGCAGCAGCAAGCAGGCCAGAAUCAGAACCAGCAGCAGCAGCAGCUGUUGCUAGUGGAGGUGGUGCGGCAGCAGAGGUCGAUCAAGCGACGGCUCCUCAUCGGCGUGGAGCAUUUCAACCGGGACUCCAAGAAAGGCCUCCAGUUCCUCCAAUCCUCGGGCCUCCUCCCCCCCCAUCCCGACGCCCGCGCCGUCGCCUGCUUCCUCCGCUUCACACCGGGACUUAACAAAACUCUGGUGGGGGACCUGCUGGGGGGGCAUGACGAGUUCCACGUCCGCGUUUUAGGGGAAUUCGCUAAGCUGUUUGACUUUGAGGGGAUGGCGCUGGAUGCGGCGCUGAGGACGUUCUUAGAGGGGUUCCGGCUGCCUGGGGAAGCGCAGAAGAUCUCGCGGGUGCUGGAGGCGUUUGCGGAGCGGUACUAUGAGCUGGCGCCCGCGGCUUAUGGGUUUGCCAACCAUGACGUGGCGUAUGUGCUGUCGUACUCUGUCAUCAUGCUCAACACGGACCUCUAUAACGGACAGGUGCGGCGCAAGAUGACAGAGGAAGAGUUUAUCCGCAACAACAGGAAAAUCAAUGAUGGCAAGGACCUCCCUAGGGAGCUCCUCUCAGACUUGUAUCACGCCAUCGCACGCAACGAGAUCAAGAUGUCCUCCGACGUCUCCCUCUCCUCCUCCUCCGCCUCCGCCUUCCCCGAGAUGAAUCUCAGCCGCUGGCUCGGGCUCAUCCGACGGUCGCCAACUGCUGUGCCGUACAUUCUCGCUGCCAGUGCUGAGCCUGAUCUUUUCUCUUCUGCUGCUGCUGCUGAUGGUUUUGGUAUUGGUUCUGGUGCCGGUGCUCCUGCUGGUGCUGGUAGUGGUGCAAGUGGUGCUGGAGAUGGGGAGGGAGGAGCAGACGGGAGGAGUGCAGCUGGCAUAGGCGAGAGGGCCAGCACCGAGUCUCUCUCAAACUCCUCAGCCCAUGUCGCCAUCGAUCAAUCUCUCGACCCUGCCACUCCCGCAUUCCUCGCUUCAGAAUCCCUCCCCCCUGCCCCCCCUCUCUUACAGUCCUCCUCCCCCCGCGCCCCUCCCCCCCAUCCAAGCACCUCUCCACGCUCUCCCCGCCUCUCUCCAACCUCUCCCUCCCCCCCUCCUCCUCCUCCCUCUUCCUGCUUCAACUAGACAGGGACGUGUUUGCAGUGGUGGCAGGCCCAGCCAUAGCCGCCAUAUCCGUUGUCUUCGACCACACAGAAGACGACGAGAUGCUGCUCCGCUGCUGCACCGACGGGUUUUCCGCCGCUGCUGACGUGGCGGCUUUUCACGGGUUCUCGGGCGCGCUGGACGAUCUAGUGGUCUCCCUCUGCCGCUGCACCACGCUCCGAUUGAACCCCUCCGGAUCGCUGCCAAGUGGCGCAGAUCUAGUGGACAACGCAGCUGCAGUGGCGUUUGGAGAGGAUACCAAAGCCAGGCUUGCUGCGGUGACUGUGUUUGGUUUG
Closterium sp. NIES-67 is the source of this 3924-nucleotide messenger RNA. NCBI's taxonomy places the organism in Eukaryota, Viridiplantae, Streptophyta, Zygnematophyceae, Desmidiales, Closteriaceae. The record is from the annotation of a GenBank genome assembly.